Messenger RNA from Synchiropus splendidus (mandarinfish), 3226 nucleotides. It is a transcript of the gene pcsk7, whose product is annotated as proprotein convertase subtilisin/kexin type 7. Gene Ontology annotation, cellular component: Golgi membrane; trans-Golgi network. Lineage: Eukaryota; Metazoa; Chordata; Actinopteri; Syngnathiformes; Callionymidae. The transcript is spliced from 17 exons. Gene Ontology annotation, biological process: protein processing. Bases 158 to 2437 code for a protein of 759 amino acids. The record is from RefSeq and is a predicted model, not a curated record. Gene Ontology annotation, molecular function: serine-type endopeptidase activity.
GUAGUCUUCUAGCCACAAAAUACGGAAAUGAGAUGACAUGUCAACCAAAUCUCUUAUUCUCCCUCGAAACGGAGAGUAAAAGCCGGCUCAUUUGUACGAGUGUUGUUCAAAUGAGGAGGACUUGCCCUCUUCAUCCUGUGUGUCGCCCAAGAUUGACAUGGCAGCACACGUUUGCUCCCCUUUGCACCUCUUCCUUUUUUUGUGUGCCUUCGUAUUUCUGUCAGUGGUCCUUCUUCCGUCAGUCACACCGUCGCUCCCAUCGACGACCUCUCCCUCUUCUUUGACUCACUCCUCCUGCCGCCCGGGCCAGUCUUGGGCGGUCCGACUCUAUACAGACCCCGGCAGAAAGGAGGAGGAAGACGAUGGCAGGACAUUUGAAAGUCUGGAUACUAUAGCAGAGAGGGUUGCGGAGUUAGCUGGUUUACAAAACCGGGGCCAGAUUGGACAGCUCGAGGGCCACUACUUGCUGUGCUCUUCAAAAACCCAUUCGUCCCUCGUGGAUGACCUGUGGAGAAGAAGCAUUACCCCAGAUGAUGUUCUGGCAUCACACCCUGAUGUUAUGUGGUUCUCAAAGGAAAGACUGCUGAGUCGCUCCAAGCGAUCAAUGGCCUUCAAUGAUCCCCACUAUCCAAAACAGUGGCAUCUGCACAAUGACAUCAAGCCGGGUAUGGACAUCAAUGUGACUGGGGUGUGGGAGCACAACAUCACAGGCGAAGGUGUAACUGUUGUUGUGGUGGAUGACGGGGUGGAACACACACACCUGGACAUUCAGCCGAACUAUAGUCCAGAAGGCAGCUACGACCUGAAUUCCAACGACCCGGACCCCAUGCCUCACCCGGAUCUCCAUAGUGACAACCAUCAUGGAACACGCUGUGCUGGAGAGAUCGCAGCUUUUCCAAACAAUAGCUAUUGUGCUGUGGGUGUGGCUUAUGGCAGUAAAGUGGCAGGUAUAAGGGUCUUGGAUGGCCCCCUGACAGACAGCCUUGAGGCAAUUGCCUUCAACAAACAUUACCAAGUCAAUGACAUCUAUAGUUGCAGUUGGGGUCCUGAUGAUGAUGGUCGCACUGUGGAUGGACCUCAUCCUCUUGGGAAGGCUGCACUGCAACAUGGUGUAAUCGCAGGCAGACGUGGUUUUGGAACCAUCUUUGUGGUUGCUAGUGGCAAUGGUGGUCAAUACAAUGACAACUGCAACUAUGACGGUUAUGCUAACUCCAUCUAUACCAUCACAAUUGGAGCGGUGGACGAGAACGCGGAAAUGCCCUUCUAUGCCGAAGAGUGUGCAUCCAUGUUAGCUGUGACCUUCAGCAGCGGGAGGAACAAGCUGAGGAGCAUCGUGACAUCAGAUUGGUCCAUGCAGCGCGGGACAGGGUGCACAGAGGGUCACACUGGAACGUCUGCCGCAGCUCCGUUAGCUGCUGGAAUGAUCGCCCUCAUGCUGCAGGUCCGGCCCUGUCUCAGCUGGAGGGAUGUCCAGCAUCUGGUCACCUUCACUGCCACCAAGUGUGACAGCAGCGCGGACUGGAGCACAAACGGCGCUGGUUUCCAUCACAGCCACAAGCACGGCUUCGGUCUGAUGAAUGCUUGGAGACUUGUUAAUGCUGCCAAGGUUUGGCAGUCAGUGCCUUUCCUUGUGUCACAUCAGAGCGCUGUCAUCAAAGAGGAAGUAGUCAUUCCGACCUAUCCCGAGGAGCUGGUCCGCACCUGGAAUGUGUUGGCCAGUGACCUGGAAGAGUCCGGGAUGCAAACACUGGAGCAUGUGGCUGUGACUGUGACUAUAACACACCCGUGCCGAGGCAAUGUGGAGAUCGUGUUGUUGUGUCCCAGCGGAAUCCCGUCGGUCAUCGGGGCUCGGCGGGCCGUGGACAGAGAAGCGUCCGGCUACACGGACUGGACCUUCUCCACGGUCCGCUGCUGGGGCGAGAAAGCUGAGGGCGAGUACCGGCUUAAGAUUUCGGACCACAAAGAGCCACUGUUCCAGCAGUGUGCCAAAGCUGGCGUGCUUCAGCAAUGGAAGAUGACUCUCUACGGCUCCGCCAUGACAUUCAAAGAAGUCAAGGAGAGACAGGCCUUGGUGGAGGAGGCGAUGAGUGGCAAGUAUCUGGCCAGCAACUUCUCCCUGCCGUGUCCGCCUGGCUUUGACAUCGCACCAGAGAUCGUCAGCCCUUUCACCUCCAGCAACCUCAAGUUCCUGUUGAUGCUUGGCUGCUUCGCUCUCUUCUGGUCUCUCUACUACACACUGGAGGUCACUUUAGGCCAUGUGGACUUCAGGAGGCUACUGGGAUUUCGAAGAAAGCAUGGAGGUCAUAGGGGAAGAGGAGUGGAGGAGCCGUCGGAGGAAGACGAGGAAAGUGACGGCUGGACGGAGGACAAGGACCAUGACUCACAGAUGGAGCUGCAGACAGUGCUGGACUCUAAUGCCAAAAUGUUGGCCACGUAGCACUCCUGAUAGACCGUGACUCGUCUCAGGCUCUCCCACUCCCUCGUCCCCCUGAAGCUGCAGGAGCCCGACCGGCUUCCCGAGUUCAUGGCCUUAACUAAAACCUGUGGUGUGGCGGGACAGGGUGAUCACGUCUCCCUGACGAACGCUCGUGUGAAGCUGCUUGCAGGAGAGAGUCAAGAUUCUCCACCCAAAGAACGUUGAAAAUGUGAUGUGCACUAUCGAGGAGUGUGAGUUUGCUGUGUGAGGUCCACACUUGUUCUGUCUUUUUAUUUGCGAUAAAAAAAAAUAUUCUACUGCAAAGUACUAUCAAACUGUGGCCAACAAAUUCUUCAUCGAGGCAAAGCUUUUUGUCGAGCUCAGCCAGAAAAAUCUGAGUUGGAAGUCGUGGUAAUUCUACAUAGGAAGAUCUGUAACAGUGCUGAAUAAAUUAACUUUUCAAAGUUCUUUGUAAUGAAACAAUCUUAUGGACAUGUUUGUGAAGGUGAAAUAUCAUAUACUGUACCUUUGUGAACCUUAAGGGUAACAUUCAUGAUACGGAUAUUUAUGAAACACCUAAAGGAAAAAAAAAUUGAGGUGGGUUUUAUAUUUGUUUUUAUGAAGUGCAAUAUACACACACAAUGUGUGCCUACUGUAUGAGCAAUUGACUGUGAUGCUUUUGUAUGAACUGUUUUAUCUGACAGGAAGUUCUACUGUUACUAUUUUUGUAUGCUGAUUGGUGAAGGGGAUCUGUGCUUUGCUGUGCAAGUCACAGGUGAAUAGUUGGCAAUAAAAGACAGCGAGUAUGAA